This is a messenger RNA of Eupeodes corollae, 2366 nucleotides long. Its product is annotated as maltase A3-like. The record is from RefSeq and is a predicted model, not a curated record. Lineage: Eukaryota; Metazoa; Arthropoda; Insecta; Diptera; Syrphidae. Gene Ontology annotation, biological process: carbohydrate metabolic process. The transcript has 6 exons. Bases 374 to 2236 code for a protein of 620 amino acids.
UCAUCUGCAAGCAUUCUGUGCUUUGAUUUCGUUUUCGCUACUUCAAUCAGUUUGACGCUCUCCAAACAAAUUGAUUUUGCUUUCAAACCUAUUUAUAUGCAAGUGAAAUAACUACAACAAAAAAGAUAAUAAUUUUAUUUGUGGACCAAACAAUUUUCUUUUUUCAUUCUUAAAAGUAAAGUCGAUUUAUCAAGUCAAAUUGAGAAAUUCGUAAUUACUUGAUUUCGGUGGACAUUCCAGAAGAAAUAAGGUUUUGUUUAUGUUUAAAUGCUUUAAAAUAGUUUUUGCUUUUGCAUUAAUAAUAAAUCAAUGGCAUACAGUUUUGUAGAGAAUUAAUGGACGUUUCAUUAAGAAAAUAUCGGUUUAAAAGAUCAUGAUGAUGUUCGAGAGUGUUUAUAUAAAAAUAGUUUUUCUAAUAGCAUUUGCUUCUGCUGGUGUUUUUCCACAUUCUCAUUCAACAACAUACUACGAAUAUAAAUUUAUCAGAGAGGAAAAAACAAGCCAACCAAAUGAUUCGAACGACUGGUGGAAAACAGCAUCAUUUUAUCAAAUUUAUCCAAGGUCAUUCAAGGAUAGCGAUGGCGACGGCGUUGGUGAUUUAAAUGGAAUACGAGAAAAACUACCCUACUUGAAGGAAAUCGGAAUUACUGCAACAUGGCUUUCGCCUAUUUUCAAAUCACCAAUGGCUGACUUUGGAUAUGAUGUUGCAAAUUUUACUGCAAUUGACCCAAUAUUUGGUUCCAUGGAUGACUUUGAUGCACUUAUUAAAGAAUCUAAAGAACUUGGUGUGAAAAUAAUUUUGGAUUUUGUACCAAAUCACUCAAGUGACGAAUGUGAAUGGUUCAAAAAGUCAAUUGAUCGUGAUCCUGAAUUUAAAGACUUUUAUAUAUGGCAUCCAGGUAGAAUUGUUGAUGGUGUCCGCCAACCACCCACAAAUUGGGUAAGUGUUUUUCGUGGCAGCGCAUGGAAAUGGAAUGAAAAACGUUCAGAAUAUUACUUGCAUCAGUUCGUAGACAAGCAACCUGAUUUAAACUACCGUAAUCCAAAAGUUAAAAGAUACAUGAAUGAAGUGCUGCGAUUUUGGUUAAAAAAAGGGGUUUCAGGGUUUCGAGUCGAUGCUGUACCUCAUGUUUUUGAAAUUGCUGCUGAUGCUGAUGGAAAUUACCCUGAUGAACCUCGUAAUGACUGGGUUACCGAUCCUGAUGACUACGGGUAUGUUGAUCAUAUAUACACAACAAAUCAACCAGAAACCGUUCAGUUAGUUUAUGAAUGGCGCAAAGUACUCGAUGACUACAGAGCUGAAAAUGGUGGCGAAGAAAGAAUUCUUAUGAUUGAAAGCUGGUCUGCUGUUGAAAUAGUAAUGGAAUAUUAUGGCAACGCCACGGCAGAUGGUGCACAAAUUCCAUUUAAUUUCUUGAUAAUAAGCUCUCUCACAAAUGAAUCGAAUGCUUAUGACUAUGCAGAAGUAAUUAACACUUGGAUGAACAAAAUGCCAAAUGGUCGAACACCAAAUUGGGUACUUGGAAAUCAUGAUAAAAACCGCGUUGGAUCGCGAAUGGGCGCAGAUCGAAUAGACAUGUUAAAUAUGCUGAUAAAAUGUCUGCCCGGUUGCAGUAUAACAUAUCAGGGUGAAGAAAUAGGCAUGACUGAUGUAUGGAUCUCUUGGAAGGACACUGUCGACCCUCAAGCGUGUAAUUCAAAUCCCUCUGUUUAUGAAAAAAUGUCUCGAGAUCCAUGUCGAACUCCUUUCCAAUGGAAUAGUGAUAAAAAUGCUGGAUUCUCAAGUGGCAAUAAGACAUGGUUACCAGUUUCUGAUCUAUAUCCCCUUGUAAAUGUUAAACGGCAGCACGAAAUUCCAUACAGCCACUUGAAUGUUUACAAAGAAUUACAGGCUUUACGUUCAGAAAAAGUUUUUACUAAUGGACAGGUUGAGAUCAAAGCGAUAAGCGAUAACGUUUUAGCAAUUAAAAGAUCACUCAUCAAUGAGUACACUUAUAUUGCGUUGCUAAACAUAAUGGAUGAUGUGGAAACUAUUAAUUUGAAUGCAAUCUUUGAUAAUUUAUCUAAUUAUCUUGAAUAUGUCGUAGUAAAUCAAAACUCUUUUCGCAAAAAAGGGGAUAAAACAUUUACUGAUGAAAUAAUUUUACUGCCAAAAGAAGGUGUUUUAUUAAGAACAACCAAUAAAUUAGAAUCUCCAGAUAAUUAUUUUAUUUAUGAGUUAUUAAGUAACAAAUAAAAGAACAGAUUAAAAAAACGGGGAUAGAAUUUCAGGCCAUCAGAUUAAUAUAUGUUUGCUCUGGUCUACAGUAACACUUACUUUAUAUUUAAUGAUAAUGUUUUAUAAAUAAAUAUUUGUUUUGAACUCA